AUAUUCGUAAUAUUCUUUACUCGCACAAAAUAUGUGAAGUGCUAGAGUAGAAUUUCUCCCAAACACACUGCAUUAUAUAUUGUAUUGUAUGCAUUAGUUUUGUCAAAUCAUUGCAGAAAAAACAAGUCUAGCCUAAUUUCUGAUAUUGAUAGGCCAAAGAACACCGUAUCCCACAAUCCUUAGCUUUGUGUUGACAUGCAACAAUGGCGGCUUCCACUGCCAAUGUGGAAGGUAAAACGGCACUGUUAAAGGACUCUUUAGCAAAAGUCGGAUUUGAAGUCUACCCUCUAAAGGUUGGGUGGUAUAACUCUGUGCUGCCUCUCUCCCUGCGCCUGGCUUACCCAGAUGACAGCCUGGCCGUGGUGGUGCUCAGCACUCCUGCUAUGUUUGAACAAGCCUUCCUGCCCUUCAUGGAGGAGAGGGGCUGCCAGAAGCUGUCUGACCCCAUAGACCAGUGUGUCAAACACUGCGUCUCCUCUGCUGUCUCCGAGUGUUUCCCAGGACAGGAGGAGGAGGAGGAGGUGGAUGUGAGGUAUGACUACGAGCUGCUGCCCAGCAGGAAGCCAAAGUUCUUGGCGCAGACUGCGGCUCAUGUGUCUGGAGCAGCUUUCUACUACCAACAGUCUGAUGUCAGAGACCAUCCCUGGGGUGAAAAAAAGAUGUUCGGAGUGUGUGUUCAUCCGAGGUUCGGGGGCUGGUUUGCCAUCAGAGCCCUGUUGGUGUUUGGAGGUGUGACGGUGGACUCUGAGAUGGUGCAGCCUGAUCCACCUGACUGUGUGCCUUCAAGAGAGGACAGGAUACAGCUGCUGGAGGCUUUUAACUUUCACUGGCAGGACUGGGCCUACAGAGACAUCGUCCGUCCAGUCCAGAUCUACUCUCAGAAACAGAAGGACUACUUUUCCACUCCUCCUGCUCAGCGGUUUGCUCUGCUUAAGACUUGGGGCUUCCUGCCGAGGGAAAGCAAUCAACCUGAUUCAACAUCCGACACUCAGAGCCAGGUGACCGGACAUGGCUGAAACAGCUGCUGUGUGGAAGUGCUGCACAUCCUCUCUGAGCACAAACCGCCACUGCUAAGCUUGUAAGGUUUUGGUGGAAGCUCUUAAAAGGUACAAGGGAUACUUUUCAUGGACUUUUCAUAUGAACAUUUACUGCUUUAUAUGUUUCAUCAUAUGUUCACACUACUGAGUAUAAGCAGCUCCCGUGUCAUCUCAUGGAAACUGGAAAAUACUCAAAUGUAUGUAUACUUUAGUGCUGCUGUUGCAAACCUUGUGUGUGGGCGUUUAAACCAAAUUCUUUUAAAGAAUGCACCAUCUUUAUGUGCCGAUUAUUUUUUUUUUUUUAAUCAUAAAGAGGACAAACACUUUAUCUAAUAAUUUCUAGAUUGUUUCUAUUUAAUUUAAUAGUGAAGGCAUACAAAUAAACAAUACAUACAUUUAUGACUCCAAGGAUUUGA
This is a messenger RNA of Sander lucioperca (pikeperch), 1453 nucleotides long. It is a transcript of the gene mmachc, whose product is annotated as metabolism of cobalamin associated C. Gene Ontology annotation, cellular component: cytoplasm. NCBI's taxonomy places the organism in Eukaryota, Metazoa, Chordata, Actinopteri, Perciformes, Percidae. Gene Ontology annotation, biological process: cobalamin metabolic process. Bases 204 to 1016 code for a protein of 270 amino acids. The record is from RefSeq and is a predicted model, not a curated record. Gene Ontology annotation, molecular function: FAD binding; cyanocobalamin reductase (cyanide-eliminating) (NADP+) activity; demethylase activity. The transcript is spliced from 5 exons.